Peronospora farinosa is the source of this 31101-nucleotide messenger RNA. Lineage: Eukaryota; Oomycota; Peronosporomycetes; Peronosporales; Peronosporaceae. The record is from the annotation of a GenBank genome assembly.
AUGGGAAGUAGCGAGUCGAGUCAAGUGAUUAAGGACGACGCACGUCGACAGCGUUCGACGGUAAGUCGCAAUGCAUCGGCCCGGUCGCAACAACAGGACAAGAAAAAGCCGACAAAAGCCUCAAAGAAGGAGGCGACGACGGCUAACAACGGUUCCUCGACCGACGUUUCGAUCGUGCAGGACGGCUCGUCGACCAAUGUUUCGACGGCCAAGGACGGUACGACGACGGCCAUCACCACGAGCGCCGACGGACACACCGUUACGACCGUGGUCACGAGACCUGAUGGCUCCAGUGAGACGACCAUUGAAAUCAUCACCACCACGGAGACAGAGGUGGACGUGACGCAACAGAUCGAAAGCCCCACGGCGGCGGCUGUGGCGCACGCUGUGGCCGACUUUGAGAGCGUGAGCGAGGAGAGCACGAGCGAGGAGAGCACGAGCAUCCAGAACCUUGCAGAGCUUGCUUGGCACGCCUGGAGCGAAAGCGCCACGGCUGCCGCCAUGGGCGUGAAGGAGACGACAGCCGAGAUACUGCGUAUCUUGAGCGACAACUCGGGUGUGCUCUUCACCAGUACCGUCGUGACGCCUCAGACCGUGCGAGACGAUAUCAUCGACGGUCAGGCUGGUAAAGAGUGGAAAAAGGAGGACUUUCAAAAGUUGGUGCCUGGCUUCUUAACCUAUGUGACGAGCCACGGUCGCCGCUUUGAGACAGUGACUGCUGUGGAGCUCUUCAUCUUUGCGCGUGCUUUUUGUCGUUUCCGUGUGCUGAAAUAUAAAGUGGAUCAAGAGAAAGAAAAACAAAAAAGUAUGGCGGAGCGUGUGCUUGGUGUUGCUGAGCGCCGCUCCAAGGAGCGCAAACUGGCGUGGGAAUUGGCUCGCGCAUUCACGCUCUACUACCCCGAGUUCCCCAUCCGCCGCCGCGGUCUACGCUUCAGUAAGACCAAUGCAGUGCUCAUGGACCAAGCUCCUGUAGAGAACGAGUCGUCAUUUGAGUUUAUUCUGAUGAAUCGUCGGUUGUCCAAGUGGCUUCGCAAGGUCAUCGUGAUUUCGCUAUUGCGUGAUGCAUCCGAGGACUGCACUCGUGCGGAAAAUGUAAUUGUGCUUCACGAUGGAGAGGUUGUGCGUAGCGGUUCGUGGGAACAGAUGAUCAAGUACAUGCAAGAACUAGGUGUUCAAUGUCCCUCACAAAAAGAUGUGGCCCUGUGUAUGGGUGAUAAGAACACGACAGCAGCGCUAUUUGACCAUCACGAGGCAUCGAUAAAGCAAACAGCAAUCGUUAGACUUGCCGACGAGGUAAUUAUAAUGUCCGGAUCGCCCAUUGUCGAUGGAGAAGAAGACAGCGAGAGUUAUCUCAUGCAAACCGGCAGCUAUAACAACGUGCAAGCUUUACCAACGACGAAGCAAGCUGAGACACUUUUGGAUAAACGUGUGCGUGAAUGUUACAUGUACGAGGCGCGCUCGGAAAAAGAGUCCUACGACUGCGAUGACAUUGAAGACGACAGAGGCAAAUUUGAUGCUGGCGAUUGGCUUAUGUCCUGGUUCAAGCAACAAACCCAUGGUCCACCACUCACCACAAAGGCCGCUGCUCGAAAACUCAUCGCCAACUGGACGACCAAAAUAGAGCAAAAGCCGAAAAACUCUGAUGGAGCAGUAAAAUCAGAAGUGUUCCGCUGGGAGAAAGCUGACGGCAGCAUCGUGACCAAGACUGUGCGCACGACGACGCGUACCGAGACGUCCCCCGCCGGUGAGCUCGUGACGACGAUCGAGGUGGAGACGGCGACAGAGACGGAGACGAAGGGAGGUGCUACGAGCACGACAGUGGAGACGACGACAGAGACGGCCACCGAGAUGGAUGUGAUGACGUCGGACGUCGCUUCGACCGCGGGCAUGACCGCGAUCAGCUCAACGGAGGAAGCUGGCGCAACGCCGGGCGAGACAGUGAAGACGGAGGUGUUCCGCUCCGAGGAAGCUGACGGCAGCAUCGUGACCAAGACUGUGCGCACGACGACGCGUACCGAGACGUCCCCCGCCGGUGAGCUCGUGACGACGAUCGAGGUGGAGACGGCGACAGAGACGGAGACGAAGGGAGGUGCUACGAGCACGACAGUGGAGACGACGACAGAGACGGCCACCGAGAUGGAUGUGAUGACGUCGGACGUCGCUUCGACCGCGGGCAUGACCGCGAUCAGCUCAACGGAGGAAGCUGGCGCAACGCCGGGCGAGACAGUGAAGACGGAGGUGUUCCGCUCCGAGGAAGCUGACGGCAGCAUCGUGACCAAGACUGUGCGCACGACGACGCGUACCGAGACGUCCCCCGCCGGUGAGCUCGUGACGACGAUCGAGGUGGAGACGGCGACAGAGACGGAGACGAAGGGAGGUGCUACGAGCACGACAGUGGAGACGACGACAGAGACGGCCACCGAGAUGGAUGUGAUGACGUCGGACGUCGCUUCGACCGCGGGCAUGACCGCGAUCAGCUCAACGGAGGAAGCUGGCGCAACGCCGGGCGAGACAGUGAAGACGGAGGUGUUCCGCUCCGAGGAAGCUGACGGCAGCAUCGUGACCAAGACUGUGCGCACGACGACGCGUACCGAGACGUCCCCCGCCGGUGAGCUCGUGACGACGAUCGAGGUGGAGACGGCGACAGAGACGGAGACGAAGGGAGGUGCUACGAGCACGACAGUGGAGACGACGACAGAGACGGCCACCGAGAUGGAUGUGAUGACGUCGGACGUCGCUUCGACCGCGGGCAUGACCGCGAUCAGCUCAACGGAGGAAGCUGGCGCAACGCCGGGCGAGACAGUGAAGACGGAGGUGUUCCGCUCCGAGGAAGCUGACGGCAGCAUCGUGACCAAGACUGUGCGCACGACGACGCGUACCGAGACGUCCCCCGCCGGUGAGCUCGUGACGACGAUCGAGGUGGAGACGGCGACAGAGACGGAGACGAAGGGAGGUGCUACGAGCACGACAGUGGAGACGACGACAGAGACGGCCACCGAGAUGGAUGUGAUGACGUCGGACGUCGCUUCGACCGCGGGCAUGACCGCGAUCAGCUCAACGGAGGAAGCUGGCGCAACGCCGGGCGAGACAGUGAAGACGGGGGUGGAAGAGACGACCGAGGAGACCGUGGACGAGACCGAUGUGAAGGAGGGCAAGAAGCCCAAGUCGAAGAAAAACCGCAAGCCGAAGCGCAAGCCGACUGCGGGCACGACCGAGGACGAGACCACGGAGGUGACGGAAGUGACUACUGAGACGGUUGUAGUGACCGAGGAAGUGCCAGCUACUACGGAGGAGACGACGGAGGUGACGGAAGUGACCACCGAGACGUUCGAUAUCACGGAAGUGAAACCCGAAGAGACGACGGAAGUGAUCGAAGUGACGGAGGUGACCACCACCGAGACGACCGAGGAAACCGUGGACGAGACCGAUGUGAAGGAGGGCAAGAAGCCCAAGUCGAAGAAAAACCGCAAGCCGAAGCGCAAGCCGACUGCGGGCACGACCGAGGACGAGACCACGGAGGUGACGGAAGUGACUACUGAGACGGUUGUAGUGACCGAGGAAGUGCCAGCUACUACGGAGGAGACGACGGAGGUGACGGAAGUGACGGAAGUGACCACCGAGACGUUCGAUAUCACGGAAGUGAAACCCGAAAAGACGACGGAAGUGAUCGAAGUGACGGAGGUGACCACCACCGAGACGACCGAGGAAACCGUGGACGAGACCGAUGUGAAGGAGGGCAAGAAGCCCAAGUCGAAGAAAAACCGCAAGCCGAAGCGCAAGCCGACUGCGGGCACGAUCGAGGACGAGACCACGGAGGUGACGGAAGUGACUACUGAGACGGUUGUAGUGACCGAGGAAGUGCCAGCUACUACGGAGGAGACGACGGAGGUGACGGAAGUGACCACCGAGACGUUCGAUAUCACGGAAGUGAAACCCGAAGAGACGACGGAAGUGAUCGAAGUGACGGAGGUGACCACCACCGAGACGACCGAGGAAACCGUGGACGAGACCGAUGUGAAGGAGGGCAAGAAGCCCAAGUCGAAGAAAAACCGCAAGCCGAAGCGCAAGCCGACUGCGGGCACGAUCGAGGACGAGACCACGGAGGUGACGGAAGUGACUACUGAGACGGUUGUAGUGACCGAGGAAGUGCCAGCUACUACGGAGGAGACGACGGAGGUGACGGAAGUGACCACCGAGACGUUCGAUAUCACGGAAGUGAAACCCGAAGAGACGACGGAAGUGAUCGAAGUGACGGAGGUGACCACCACCGAGACGACCGAGGAGACCGUGGACGAGACCGAUGUGAAGGAGGGCAAGAAGCCCAAGUCGAAGAAAAACCGCAAGCCGAAGCGCAAGCCGACUGCGGGCACGAUCGAGGACGAGACCACGGAGGUGACGGAAGUGACUACUGAGACGGUUGUAGUGACCGAGGAAGUGCCAGCUACUACGGAGGAGACGACGGAGGUGACGGAAGUGACCACCGAGACGUUCGAUAUCACGGAAGUGAAACCCGAAGAGACGACGGAAGUGAUCGAAGUGACGGAGGUGACCACCACCGAGACGACCGAGGAGACCGUGGACGAGACCGAUGUGAAGGAGGGCAAGAAGCCCAAGUCGAAGAAAAACCGCAAGCCGAAGCGCAAGCCGACUGCGGGCACGACCGAGGACGAGACCACGGAGGUGACGGAAGUGACUACUGAGACGGUUGUAGUGACCGAGGAAGUGCCAGCCACUACGGAGGAGACGACGGAGGUGACGGAAGUGACCACCGAGACGUUCGAUAUCACGGAAGUGAAACCCGAAGAGACGACGGAAGUGAUCGAAGUGACGGAAGUGACCACCACCGAGACGACCGAGGAGACCGUGGACGAGACCGAUGUGAAGGAGGGCAAGAAGCCCAAGUCGAAGAAAAACCGCAAGCCGAAGCGCAAGCCGACUGCGGGCACGAUCGAGGACGAGACCACGGAGGUGACGGAAGUGACUACUGAGACGGUUGUAGUGACCGAGGAAGUGCCAGCUACUACGGAGGAGACGACGGAGGUGACGGAAGUGACCACCGAGACGUUCGAUAUCACGGAAGUGAAACCCGAAGAGACGACGGAAGUGAUCGAAGUGACGGAAGUGACCACCACCGAGACGACCGAGGAGACCGUGGACGAGACCGAUGUGAAGGAGGGCAAGAAGCCCAAGUCGAAGAAAAACCGCAAGCCGAAGCGCAAGCCGACUGCGGGCACGAUCGAGGACGAGACCACGGAGGUGACGGAAGUGACUACUGAGACGGUUGUAGUGACCGAGGAAGUGCCAGCCACUACGGAGGAGACGACGGAGGUGACGGAAGUGACCACCGAGACGUUCGAUAUCACGGAAGUGAAACCCGAAGAGACGACGGAAGUGAUCGAAGUGACGGAAGUGACCACCACCGAGACGACCGAGGAAACCGUGGACGAGACCGAUGUGAAGGAGGGCAAGAAGCCCAAGUCGAAGAAAAACCGCAAGCCGAAGCGCAAGCCGACUGCGGGCACGAUCGAGGACGAGACCACGGAGGUGACGGAAGUGACUACUGAGACGGUUGUAGUGACCGAGGAAGUGCCAGCCACUACGGAGGAGACGACCGAGGUGACGGAAGUGACCACCGAGACGUUCGAUAUCACGGAAGUGAAACCCGAAGAGACGACGGAAGUGAUCGAAGUGACGGAAGUGACCACCACCGAGACGACCGAGGAGACCGUGGACGAGACCGAUGUGAAGGAGGGCAAGAAGCCCAAGUCGAAGAAAAACCGCAAGCCGAAGCGCAAGCCGACUGCGGGCACGAUCGAGGACGAGACCACGGAGGUGACGGAAGUGACUACUGAGACGGUUGUAGUGACCGAGGAAGUGCCAGCUACUACGGAGGAGACGACGGAGGUGACGGAAGUGACCACCGAGACGUUCGAUAUCACGGAAGUGAAACCCGAAGAGACGACGGAAGUGAUCGAAGUGACGGAAGUGACCACCACCGAGACGACCGAGGAGACCGUGGACGAGACCGAUGUGAAGGAGGGCAAGAAGCCCAAGUCGAAGAAAAACCGCAAGCCGAAGCGCAAGCCGACUGCGGGCACGAUCGAGGACGAGACCACGGAGGUGACGGAAGUGACUACUGAGACGGUUGUAGUGACCGAGGAAGUGCCAGCUACUACGGAGGAGACGACGGAGGUGACGGAAGUGACCACCGAGACGUUCGAUAUCACGGAAGUGAAACCCGAAGAGACGACGGAAGUGAUCGAAGUGACGGAGGUGACCACCACCGAGACGACCGAGGAAACCGUGGACGAGACCGAUGUGAAGGAGGGCAAGAAGCCCAAGUCGAAGAAAAACCGCAAGCCGAAGCGCAAGCCGACUGCGGGCACGAUCGAGGACGAGACCACGGAGGUGACGGAAGUGACUACUGAGACGGUUGUAGUGACCGAGGAAGUGCCAGCCACUACGGAGGAGACGACGGAGGUGACGGAAGUGACCACCGAGACGUUCGAUAUCACGGAAGUGAAACCCGAAGAGACGACGGAAGUGAUCGAAGUGACGGAAGUGACCACCACCGAGACGACCGAGGAAACCGUGGACGAGACCGAUGUGAAGGAGGGCAAGAAGCCCAAGUCGAAGAAAAACCGCAAGCCGAAGCGCAAGCCGACUGCGGGCACGAUCGAGGACGAGACCACGGAGGUGACGGAAGUGACUACUGAGACGGUUGUAGUGACCGAGGAAGUGCCAGCUACUACGGAGGAGACGACGGAGGUGACGGAAGUGACCACCGAGACGUUCGAUAUCACGGAAGUGAAACCCGAAGAGACGACGGAAGUGAUCGAAGUGACGGAGGUGACCACCACCGAGACGACCGAGGAAACCGUGGACGAGACCGAUGUGAAGGAGGGCAAGAAGCCCAAGUCGAAGAAAAACCGCAAGCCGAAGCGCAAGCCGACUGCGGGCACGAUCGAGGACGAGACCACGGAGGUGACGGAAGUGACUACUGAGACGGUUGUAGUGACCGAGGAAGUGCCAGCCACUACGGAGGAGACGACGGAGGUGACGGAAGUGACCACCGAGACGUUCGAUAUCACGGAAGUGAAACCCGAAGAGACGACGGAAGUGAUCGAAGUGACGGAAGUGACCACCACCGAGACGACCGAGGAGACCGUGGACGAGACCGAUGUGAAGGAGGGCAAGAAGCCCAAGUCGAAGAAAAACCGCAAGCCGAAGCGCAAGCCGACUGCGGGCACGAUCGAGGACGAGACCACGGAGGUGACGGAAGUGACUACUGAGACGGUUGUAGUGACCGAGGAAGUGCCAGCCACUACGGAGGAGACGACGGAGGUGACGGAAGUGACCACCGAGACGUUCGAUAUCACGGAAGUGAAACCCGAAGAGACGACGGAAGUGAUCGAAGUGACGGAGGUGACCACCACCGAGACGACCGAGGAAACCGUGGACGAGACCGAUGUGAAGGAGGGCAAGAAGCCCAAGUCGAAGAAAAACCGCAAGCCGAAGCGCAAGCCGACUGCGGGCACGAUCGAGGACGAGACCACGGAGGUGACGGAAGUGACUACUGAGACGGUUGUAGUGACCGAGGAAGUGCCAGCUACUACGGAGGAGACGACGGAGGUGACGGAAGUGACCACCGAGACGUUCGAUAUCACGGAAGUGAAACCCGAAGAGACGACGGAAGUGAUCGAAGUGACGGAGGUGACCACCACCGAGACGACCGAGGAAACCGUGGACGAGACCGAUGUGAAGGAGGGCAAGAAGCCCAAGUCGAAGAAAAACCGCAAGCCGAAGCGCAAGCCGACUGCGGGCACGAUCGAGGACGAGACCACGGAGGUGACGGAAGUGACUACUGAGACGGUUGUAGUGACCGAGGAAGUGCCAGCCACUACGGAGGAGACGACGGAGGUGACGGAAGUGACCACCGAGACGUUCGAUAUCACGGAAGUGAAACCCGAAGAGACGACGGAAGUGAUCGAAGUGACGGAAGUGACCACCACCGAGACGACCGAGGAGACCGUGGACGAGACCGAUGUGAAGGAGGGCAAGAAGCCCAAGUCGAAGAAAAACCGCAAGCCGAAGCGCAAGCCGACUGCGGGCACGAUCGAGGACGAGACCACGGAGGUGACGGAAGUGACUACUGAGACGGUUGUAGUGACCGAGGAAGUGCCAGCUACUACGGAGGAGACGACGGAGGUGACGGAAGUGACCACCGAGACGUUCGAUAUCACGGAAGUGAAACCCGAAGAGACGACGGAAGUGAUCGAAGUGACGGAGGUGACCACCACCGAGACGACCGAGGAGACCGUGGACGAGACCGAUGUGAAGGAGGGCAAGAAGCCCAAGUCGAAGAAAAACCGCAAGCCGAAGCGCAAGCCGACUGCGGGCACGACCGAGGACGAGACCACGGAGGUGACGGAAGUGACUACUGAGACGGUUGUAGUGACCGAGGAAGUGCCAGCCACUACGGAGGAGACGACGGAGGUGACGGAAGUGACCACCGAGACGUUCGAUAUCACGGAAGUGAAACCCGAAGAGACGACGGAAGUGAUCGAAGUGACGGAAGUGACCACCACCGAGACGACCGAGGAGACCGUGGACGAGACCGAUGUGAAGGAGGGCAAGAAGCCCAAGUCGAAGAAAAACCGCAAGCCGAAGCGCAAGCCGACUGCGGGCACGAUCGAGGACGAGACCACGGAGGUGACGGAAGUGACUACUGAGACGGUUGUAGUGACCGAGGAAGUGCCAGCUACUACGGAGGAGACGACGGAGGUGACGGAAGUGACCACCGAGACGUUCGAUAUCACGGAAGUGAAACCCGAAGAGACGACGGAAGUGAUCGAAGUGACGGAAGUGACCACCACCGAGACGACCGAGGAAACCGUGGACGAGACCGAUGUGAAGGAGGGCAAGAAGCCCAAGUCGAAGAAAAACCGCAAGCCGAAGCGCAAGCCGACUGCGGGCACGAUCGAGGACGAGACCACGGAGGUGACGGAAGUGACUACUGAGACGGUUGUAGUGACCGAGGAAGUGCCAGCCACUACGGAGGAGACGACGGAGGUGACGGAAGUGACCACCGAGACGUUCGAUAUCACGGAAGUGAAACCCGAAGAGACGACGGAAGUGAUCGAAGUGACGGAAGUGACCACCACCGAGACGACCGAGGAAACCGUGGACGAGACCGAUGUGAAGGAGGGCAAGAAGCCCAAGUCGAAGAAAAACCGCAAGCCGAAGCGCAAGCCGACUGCGGGCACGAUCGAGGACGAGACCACGGAGGUGACGGAAGUGACUACUGAGACGGUUGUAGUGACCGAGGAAGUGCCAGCCACUACGGAGGAGACGACGGAGGUGACGGAAGUGACCACCGAGACGUUCGAUAUCACGGAAGUGAAACCCGAAGAGACGACGGAAGUGAUCGAAGUGACGGAGGUGACCACCACCGAGACGACCGAGGAGACCGUGGACGAGACCGAUGUGAAGGAGGGCAAGAAGCCCAAGUCGAAGAAAAACCGCAAGCCGAAGCGCAAGCCGACUGCGGGCACGAUCGAGGACGAGACCACGGAGGUGACGGAAGUGACUACUGAGACGGUUGUAGUGACCGAGGAAGUGCCAGCCACUACGGAGGAGACGACGGAGGUGACGGAAGUGACCACCGAGACGUUCGAUAUCACGGAAGUGAAACCCGAAGAGACGACGGAAGUGAUCGAAGUGACGGAAGUGACCACCACCGAGACGACCGAGGAAACCGUGGACGAGACCGAUGUGAAGGAGGGCAAGAAGCCCAAGUCGAAGAAAAACCGCAAGCCGAAGCGCAAGCCGACUGCGGGCACGAUCGAGGACGAGACCACGGAGGUGACGGAAGUGACUACUGAGACGGUUGUAGUGACCGAGGAAGUGCCAGCCACUACGGAGGAGACGACGGAGGUGACGGAAGUGACCACCGAGACGUUCGAUAUCACGGAAGUGAAACCCGAAGAGACGACGGAAGUGAUCGAAGUGACGGAGGUGACCACCACCGAGACGACCGAGGAAACCGUGGACGAGACCGAUGUGAAGGAGGGCAAGAAGCCCAAGUCGAAGAAAAACCGCAAGCCGAAGCGCAAGCCGACUGCGGGCACGAUCGAGGACGAGACCACGGAGGUGACGGAAGUGACUACUGAGACGGUUGUAGUGACCGAGGAAGUGCCAGCUACUACGGAGGAGACGACGGAGGUGACGGAAGUGACCACCGAGACGUUCGAUAUCACGGAAGUGAAACCCGAAGAGACGACGGAAGUGAUCGAAGUGACGGAAGUGACCACCACCGAGACGACCGAGGAGACCGUGGACGAGACCGAUGUGAAGGAGGGCAAGAAGCCCAAGUCGAAGAAAAACCGCAAGCCGAAGCGCAAGCCGACUGCGGGCACGAUCGAGGACGAGACCACGGAGGUGACGGAAGUGACUACUGAGACGGUUGUAGUGACCGAGGAAGUGCCAGCUACUACGGAGGAGACGACGGAGGUGACGGAAGUGACCACCGAGACGUUCGAUAUCACGGAAGUGAAACCCGAAGAGACGACGGAAGUGAUCGAAGUGACGGAAGUGACCACCACCGAGACGACCGAGGAGACCGUGGACGAGACCGAUGUGAAGGAGGGCAAGAAGCCCAAGUCGAAGAAAAACCGCAAGCCGAAGCGCAAGCCGACUGCGGGCACGACCGAGGACGAGACCACGGAGGUGACGGAAGUGACUACUGAGACGGUUGUAGUGACCGAGGAAGUGCCAGCCACUACGGAGGAGACGACGGAGGUGACGGAAGUGACCACCGAGACGUUCGAUAUCACGGAAGUGAAACCCGAAGAGACGACGGAAGUGAUCGAAGUGACGGAGGUGACCACCACCGAGACGACCGAGGAGACCGUGGACGAGACCGAUGUGAAGGAGGGCAAGAAGCCCAAGUCGAAGAAAAACCGCAAGCCGAAGCGCAAGCCGACUGCGGGCACGACCGAGGACGAGACCACGGAGGUGACGGAAGUGACUACUGAGACGGUUGUAGUGACCGAGGAAGUGCCAGCCACUACGGAGGAGACGACGGAGGUGACGGAAGUGACCACCGAGACGUUCGAUAUCACGGAAGUGAAACCCGAAGAGACGACGGAAGUGAUCGAAGUGACGGAAGUGACCACCACCGAGACGACCGAGGAAACCGUGGACGAGACCGAUGUGAAGGAGGGCAAGAAGCCCAAGUCGAAGAAAAACCGCAAGCCGAAGCGCAAGCCGACUGCGGGCACGAUCGAGGACGAGACCACGGAGGUGACGGAAGUGACUACUGAGACGGUUGUAGUGACCGAGGAAGUGCCAGCCACUACGGAGGAGACGACGGAGGUGACGGAAGUGACCACCGAGACGUUCGAUAUCACGGAAGUGAAACCCGAAGAGACGACGGAAGUGAUCGAAGUGACGGAAGUGACCACCACCGAGACGACCGAGGAGACCGUGGACGAGACCGAUGUGAAGGAGGGCAAGAAGCCCAAGUCGAAGAAAAACCGCAAGCCGAAGCGCAAGCCGACUGCGGGCACGACCGAGGACGAGACCACGGAGGUGACGGAAGUGACUACUGAGACGGUUGUAGUGACCGAGGAAGUGCCAGCCACUACGGAGGAGACGACGGAGGUGACGGAAGUGACCACCGAGACGUUCGAUAUCACGGAAGUGAAACCCGAAGAGACGACGGAAGUGAUCGAAGUGACGGAAGUGACCACCACCGAGACGACCGAGGAAACCGUGGACGAGACCGAUGUGAAGGAGGGCAAGAAGCCCAAGUCGAAGAAAAACCGCAAGCCGAAGCGCAAGCCGACUGCGGGCACGAUCGAGGACGAGACCACGGAGGUGACGGAAGUGACUACUGAGACGGUUGUAGUGACCGAGGAAGUGCCAGCCACUACGGAGGAGACGACGGAGGUGACGGAAGUGACCACCGAGACGUUCGAUAUCACGGAAGUGAAACCCGAAGAGACGACGGAAGUGAUCGAAGUGACGGAAGUGACCACCACCGAGACGACCGAGGAAACCGUGGACGAGACCGAUGUGAAGGAGGGCAAGAAGCCCAAGUCGAAGAAAAACCGCAAGCCGAAGCGCAAGCCGACUGCGGGCACGAUCGAGGACGAGACCACGGAGGUGACGGAAGUGACUACUGAGACGGUUGUAGUGACCGAGGAAGUGCCAGCCACUACGGAGGAGACGACGGAGGUGACGGAAGUGACCACCGAGACGUUCGAUAUCACGGAAGUGAAACCCGAAGAGACGACGGAAGUGAUCGAAGUGACGGAGGUGACCACCACCGAGACGACCGAGGAAACCGUGGACGAGACCGAUGUGAAGGAGGGCAAGAAGCCCAAGUCGAAGAAAAACCGCAAGCCGAAGCGCAAGCCGACUGCGGGCACGAUCGAGGACGAGACCACGGAGGUGACGGAAGUGACUACUGAGACGGUUGUAGUGACCGAGGAAGUGCCAGCCACUACGGAGGAGACGACGGAGGUGACGGAAGUGACCACCGAGACGUUCGAUAUCACGGAAGUGAAACCCGAAGAGACGACGGAAGUGAUCGAAGUGACGGAAGUGACCACCACCGAGACGACCGAGGAGACCGUGGACGAGACCGAUGUGAAGGAGGGCAAGAAGCCCAAGUCGAAGAAAAACCGCAAGCCGAAGCGCAAGCCGACUGCGGGCACGAUCGAGGACGAGACCACGGAGGUGACGGAAGUGACUACUGAGACGGUUGUAGUGACCGAGGAAGUGCCAGCCACUACGGAGGAGACGACCGAGGUGACGGAAGUGACCACCGAGACGUUCGAUAUCACGGAAGUGAAACCCGAAGAGACGACGGAAGUGAUCGAAGUGACGGAGGUGACCACCACCGAGACGACCGAGGAAACCGUGGACGAGACCGAUGUGAAGGAGGGCAAGAAGCCCAAGUCGAAGAAAAACCGCAAGCCGAAGCGCAAGCCGACUGCGGGCACGACCGAGGACGAGACCACGGAGGUGACGGAAGUGACUACUGAGACGGUUGUAGUGACCGAGGAAGUGCCAGCCACUACGGAGGAGACGACGGAGGUGACGGAAGUGACCACCGAGACGUUCGAUAUCACGGAAGUGAAACCCGAAGAGACGACGGAAGUGAUCGAAGUGACGGAAGUGACCACCACCGAGACGACCGAGGAAACCGUGGACGAGACCGAUGUGAAGGAGGGCAAGAAGCCCAAGUCGAAGAAAAACCGCAAGCCGAAGCGCAAGCCGACUGCGGGCACGACCGAGGACGAGACCACGGAGGUGACGGAAGUGACUACUGAGACGGUUGUAGUGACCGAGGAAGUGCCAGCCACUACGGAGGAGACGACGGAGGUGACGGAAGUGACCACCGAGACGUUCGAUAUCACGGAAGUGAAACCCGAAGAGACGACGGAAGUGAUCGAAGUGACGGAAGUGACCACCACCGAGACGACCGAGGAGACCGUGGACGAGACCGAUGUGAAGGAGGGCAAGAAGCCCAAGUCGAAGAAAAACCGCAAGCCGAAGCGCAAGCCGACUGCGGGCACGACCGAGGACGAGACCACGGAGGUGACGGAAGUGACUACUGAGACGGUUGUAGUGACCGAGGAAGUGCCAGCCACUACGGAGGAGACGACCGAGGUGACGGAAGUGACCACCGAGACGGGCGAUAUCACGGAAGUGAAACCCGAAGAGACGACGGAAGUGAUCGAAGUGACGGAAGUGACCACCACUGAGACGUUCGAUAUCACGGAAGUGAAACCCGAAGAGACGACGGAAGUGAUCGAAGUGACGGAAGUGACCACCACCGAGACGACCGAGGAGACCGUGGACGAGACCGAUGUGAAGGAGGGCAAGAAGCCCAAGUCGAAGAAAAACCGCAAGCCGAAGCGCAAGCCGACUGCGGGCACGAUCGAGGACGAGACCACGGAGGUGACGGAAGUGACUACUGAGACGGUUGUAGUGACCGAGGAAGUGCCAGCCACUACGGAGGAGACGACCGAGGUGACGGAAGUGACCACCGAGACGUUCGAUAUCACGGAAGUGAAACCCGAAGAGACGACGGAAGUGAUCGAAGUGACGGAGGUGACCACCACCGAGACGACCGAGGAAACCGUGGACGAGACCGAUGUGAAGGAGGGCAAGAAGCCCAAGUCGAAGAAAAACCGCAAGCCGAAGCGCAAGCCGACUGCGGGCACGACCGAGGACGAGACCACGGAGGUGACGGAAGUGACUACUGAGACGGUUGUAGUGACCGAGGAAGUGCCAGCCACUACGGAGGAGACGACGGAGGUGACGGAAGUGACCACCGAGACGUUCGAUAUCACGGAAGUGAAACCCGAAGAGACGACGGAAGUGAUCGAAGUGACGGAAGUGACCACCACCGAGACGACCGAGGAGACCGUGGACGAGACCGAUGUGAAGGAGGGCAAGAAGCCCAAGUCGAAGAAAAACCGCAAGCCGAAGCGCAAGCCGACUGCGGGCACGACCGAGGACGAGACCACGGAGGUGACGGAAGUGACUACUGAGACGGUUGUAGUGACCGAGGAAGUGCCAGCCACUACGGAGGAGACGACGGAGGUGACGGAAGUGACCACCGAGACGUUCGAUAUCACGGAAGUGAAACCCGAAGAGACGACGGAAGUGAUCGAAGUGACGGAAGUGACCACCACCGAGACGACCGAGGAGACCGUGGACGAGACCGAUGUGAAGGAGGGCAAGAAGCCCAAGUCGAAGAAAAACCGCAAGCCGAAGCGCAAGCCGACUGCGGGCACGACCGAGGACGAGACCACGGAGGUGACGGAAGUGACUACUGAGACGGUUGUAGUGACCGAGGAAGUGCCAGCCACUACGGAGGAGACGACGGAGGUGACGGAAGUGACCACCGAGACGUUCGAUAUCACGGAAGUGAAACCCGAAGAGACGACGGAAGUGAUCGAAGUGACGGAAGUGACCACCACCGAGACGACCGAGGAGACCGUGGACGAGACCGAUGUGAAGGAGGGCAAGAAGCCCAAGUCGAAGAAAAACCGCAAGCCGAAGCGCAAGCCGACUGCGGGCACGACCGAGGACGAGACCACGGAGGUGACGGAAGUGACUACUGAGACGGUUGUAGUGACCGAGGAAGUGCCAGCCACUACGGAGGAGACGACGGAGGUGACGGAAGUGACCACCGAGACGUUCGAUAUCACGGAAGUGAAACCCGAAGAGACGACGGAAGUGAUCGAAGUGACGGAAGUGACCACCACCGAGACGACCGAGGAGACCGUGGACGAGACCGAUGUGAAGGAGGGCAAGAAGCCCAAGUCGAAGAAAAACCGCAAGCCGAAGCGCAAGCCGACUGCGGGCACGACCGAGGACGAGACCACGGAGGUGACGGAAGUGACUACUGAGACGGUUGUAGUGACCGAGGAAGUGCCAGCCACUACGGAGGAGACGACCGAGGUGACGGAAGUGACCACCGAGACGUUCGAUAUCACGGAAGUGAAACCCGAAGAGACGACGGAAGUGAUCGAAGUGACGGAAGUGACCACCACUGAGACGUUCGAUAUCACGGAAGUGAAACCCGAAGAGACGACGGAAGUGAUCGAAGUGACGGAAGUGACCACCACCGAGACGACCGAGGAGACCGUGGACGAGACCGAUGUGAAGGAGGGCAAGAAGCCCAAGUCGAAGAAAAACCGCAAGCCGAAGCGCAAGCCGACUGCGGGCACGAUCGAGGACGAGACCACGGAGGUGACGGAAGUGACUACUGAGACGGUUGUAGUGACCGAGGAAGUGCCAGCCACUACGGAGGAGACGACCGAGGUGACGGAAGUGACCACCGAGACGUUCGAUAUCACGGAAGUGAAACCCGAAGAGACGACGGAAGUGAUCGAAGUGACGGAGGUGACCACCACCGAGACGACCGAGGAAACCGUGGACGAGACCGAUGUGAAGGAGGGCAAGAAGCCCAAGUCGAAGAAAAACCGCAAGCCGAAGCGCAAGCCGACUGCGGGCACGACCGAGGACGAGACCACGGAGGUGACGGAAGUGACUACUGAGACGGUUGUAGUGACCGAGGAAGUGCCAGCCACUACGGAGGAGACGACGGAGGUGACGGAAGUGACCACCGAGACGUUCGAUAUCACGGAAGUGAAACCCGAAGAGACGACGGAAGUGAUCGAAGUGACGGAAGUGACCACCACCGAGACGACCGAGGAGACCGUGGACGAGACCGAUGUGAAGGAGGGCAAGAAGCCCAAGUCGAAGAAAAACCGCAAGCCGAAGCGCAAGCCGACUGCGGGCACGACCGAGGACGAGACCACGGAGGUGACGGAAGUGACUACUGAGACGGUUGUAGUGACCGAGGAAGUGCCAGCCACUACGGAGGAGACGACCGAGGUGACGGAAGUGACCACCGAGACGGGCGAUAUCACGGAAGUGAAACCCGAAGAGACGACGGAAGUGAUCGAAGUGACGGAAGUGACCACCACUGAGACGUUCGAUAUCACGGAAGUGAAACCCGAAGAGACGACGGAAGUGAUCGAAGUGACGGAGGUGACCACCACCGAGACGACCGAGGAAACCGUGGACGAGACCGAUGUGAAGGAGGGCAAGAAGCCCAAGUCGAAGAAAAACCGCAAGCCGAAGCGCAAGCCGACUGCGGGCACGACCGAGGACGAGACCACGGAGGUGACGGAAGUGACUACUGAGACGGUUGUAGUGACCGAGGAAGUGCCAGCCACUACGGAGGAGACGACCGAGGUGACGGAAGUGACCACCGAGACGUUCGAUAUCACGGAAGUGAAACCCGAAGAGACGACGGAAGUGAUCGAAGUGACGGAAGUGACCACCACCGAGACGACCGAGGAAACCGUGGACGAGACCGAUGUGAAGGAGGGCAAGAAGCCCAAGUCGAAGAAAAACCGCAAGCCGAAGCGCAAGCCGACUGCGGGCACGACCGAGGACGAGACCACGGAGGUGACGGAAGUGACUACUGAGACGGUUGUAGUGACCGAGGAAGUGCCAGCCACUACGGAGGAGACGACGGAGUACGGACCGUUCGAUAUCACGGAAGUGAAACCCGAAGAGACGACGGAAGUGAUCGAAGUGACGGAAGUGACCACCACCGAGACGACCGAGGAAACCGUGGACGAGACCGAUGUGAAGGAGGGCAAGAAGCCCAAGUCGAAGAAAAACCGCAAGCCGAAGCGCAAGCCGACUGCGGGCACGAUCGAGGACGAGACCACGGAGGUGACGGAAGUGACUACUGAGACGGUUGUAGUGACCGAGGAAGUGCCAGCCACUACGGAGGAGACGACCGAGGUGACGGAAGUGACCACCGAGACGUUCGAUAUCACGGAAGUGAAACCCGAAGAGACGACGGAAGUGAUCGAAGUGACGGAAGUGACCACCACCGAGACGACCGAGGAAACCGUGGACGAGACCGAUGUGAAGGAGGGCAAGAAGCCCAAGUCGAAGAAAAACCGCAAGCCGAAGCGCAAGCCGACUGCGGGCACGACCGAGGACGAGACCACGGAGGUGACGGAAGUGACUACUGAGACGGUUGUAGUGACCGAGGAAGUGCCAGCCACUACGGAGGAGACGACCGAGGUGACGGAAGUGACCACCGAGACGUUCGAUAUCACGGAAGUGAAACCCGAAGAGACGACGGAAGUGAUCGAAGUGACGGAAGUGACCACCACCGAGACGACCGAGGAGACCGUGGACGAGACCGAUGUGAAGGAGGGCAAGAAGCCCAAGUCGAAGAAAAACCGCAAGCCGAAGCGCAAGCCGACUGCGGGCACGACCGAGGACGAGACCACGGAGGUGACGGAAGUGACUACUGAGACGGUUGUAGUGACCGAGGAAGUGCCAGCCACUACGGAGGAGACGACCGAGGUGACGGAAGUGACCACCGAGACGUUCGAUAUCACGGAAGUGAAACCCGAAGAGACGACGGAAGUGAUCGAAGUGACGGAAGUGACCACCACCGAGACGACCGAGGAGACCGUGGACGAGACCGAUGUGAAGGAGGGCAAGAAGCCCAAGUCGAAGAAAAACCGCAAGCCGAAGCGCAAGCCGACUGCGGGCACGACCGAGGACGAGACCACGGAGGUGACGGAAGUGACUACUGAGACGGUUGUAGUGACCGAGGAAGUGCCAGCCACUACGGAGGAGACGACCGAGACGACGGAAGUGAUCGAAGUGACGGAAGUGACCACCACCGAGACGACCGAGGAAACCGUGGACGAGACCGAUGUGAAGGAGGGCAAGAAGCCCAAGUCGAAGAAAAACCGCAAGCCGAAGCGCAAGCCGACUGCGGGCACGACCGAGGACGAGACCACGGAGGUGACGGAGGUGAAAGUGACUACUGAGACGGUUGUAGUGACCGAGGAAGUGCCAGCUACUACGGAGGAGACGACCGAGGUGACGGAAGUGACCACCGAGACGUUCGAUAUCACGGAAGUGAAACCCGAAGAGACGACGGAAGUGAUCGAAGUGACGGAAGUGACCACCACCGAGACGACCGAGGAAACCGUGGACGAGACCGAUGUGAAGGAGGGCAAGAAGCCCAAGUCGAAGAAAAACCGCAAGCCGAAGCGCAAGCCGACUGCGGGCACGAUCGAGGACGAGACCACGGAGGUGACGGAAGUGACUACUGAGACGGUUGUAGUGACCGAGGAAGUGCCAGCCACUACGGAGGAGACGACCGAGGUGACGGAAGUGACCACCGAGACGUUCGAUAUCACGGAAGUGAAACCCGAAGAGACGACGGAAGUGAUCGAAGUGACGGAAGUGACCACCACCGAGACGACCGAGGAAACCGUGGACGAGACCGAUGUGAAGGAGGGCAAGAAGCCCAAGUCGAAGAAAAACCGCAAGCCGAAGCGCAAGCCGACUGCGGGCACGACCGAGGACGAGACCACGGAGGUGACGGAGGUGACGGAAGUAACUACUGAGACGGUUGUAGUGACCGAGGAAGUGCCAGCUACUACGGAGGAGACGACCGAGGUGACGGAAGUGACCACCGAGACGUUCGAUAUCACGGAAGUGAAACCCGAAGAGACGACGGAAGUGAUCGAAGUGACGGAAGUGACCACCACCGAGACGACCGAGGAAACCGUGGACGAGACCGAUGUGAAGGAGGGCAAGAAGCCCAAGUCGAAGAAAAACCGCAAGCCGAAGCGCAAGCCGACUGCGGGCACGACCGAGGACGAGACCACGGAGGUGACGGAAGUGACUACUGAGACGGUUGUAGUGACCGAGGAAGUGCCAGCCACUACGGAGGAGACGACGGAGGUGACGGAAGUGACCACCGAGACGUUCGAUAUCACGGAAGUGAAACCCGAAGAGACGACGGAAGUGAUCGAAGUGACGGAAGUGACCACCACCGAGACGACCGAGGAAACCGUGGACGAGACCGAUGUGAAGGAGGGCAAGAAGCCCAAGUCGAAGAAAAACCGCAAGCCGAAGCGCAAGCCGACUGCGGGCACGACCGAGGACGAGACCACGGAGGUGACGGAAGUGACUACUGAGACGGUUGUAGUGACCGAGGAAGUGCCAGCCACUACGGAGGAGACGACCGAGACGACGGAAGUGAUCGAAGUGACGGAAGUGACCACCACCGAGACGACCGAGGAAACCGUGGACGAGACCGAUGUGAAGGAGGGCAAGAAGCCCAAGUCGAAGAAAAACCGCAAGCCGAAGCGCAAGCCGACUGCGGGCACGACCGAGGACGAGACCACGGAGGUGACGGAGGUGACGGAAGUAACUACUGAGACGGUUGUAGUGACCGAGGAAGUGCCAGCUACUACGGAGGAGACGACCGAGGUGACGGAAGUGACCACCGAGACGUUCGAUAUCACGGAAGUGAAACCCGAAGAGACGACGGAAGUGAUCGAAGUGACGGAAGUGACCACCACCGAGACGACCGAGGAAACCGUGGACGAGACCGAUGUGAAGGAGGGCAAGAAGCCCAAGUCGAAGAAAAACCGCAAGCCGAAGCGCAAGCCGACUGCGGGCACGACCGAGGACGAGACCACGGAGGUGACGGAAGUGACGGAAGUAACUACUGAGACGGUUGUAGUGACCGAGGAAGUGCCAGCUACUACGGAGGAGACGACCGAGGUGACGGAAGUGACCACCGAGACGUUCGAUAUCACGGAAGUGAAACCCGAAGAGACGACGGAAGUGAUCGAAGUGACGGAAGUGACCACCACCGAGACGACCGAGGAAACCGUGGACGAGACCGAUGUGAAGGAGGGCAAGAAGCCCAAGUCGAAGAAAAACCGCAAGCCGAAGCGCAAGCCGACUGCGGGCACGAUCGAGGACGAGACCACGGAGGUGACGGAGGUGACGGAAGUGACUACUGAGACGGUUGUAGUGACCGAGGAAGUACCAGCCACUACGGAGGAGACGACGGAGGUGACGGAAGUGACCACCGAGACGUUCGAUAUCACGGAAGUGAAACCCGAAGAGACGACGGAAGUGAUCGAAGUGACGGAAGUGACCACCACCGAGACGACCGAGGAAACCGUGGUCGAGACCGAUGUGAAGGAGGGCAAGAAGCCCAAGUCGAAGAAAAACCGCAAGCCGAAGCGCAAGCCGACUGCGGGCACGACCGAGGACGAGACCACGGAGGUGACGGAGGUGACGGAAGUAACUACUGAGACGGUUGUAGUGACCGAGGAAGUGCCAGCCACUACGGAGGAGACGACCGAGGUGACGGAAGUGACCACCGAGACGUUCGAUAUCACGGAAGUGAAACCCGAAGAGACGACGGAAGUGAUCGAAGUGACGGAAGUGACCACCACCGAGACGACCGAGGAAACCGUGGACGAGACCGAUGUGAAGGAGGGCAAGAAGCCCAAGUCGAAGAAAAACCGCAAGCCGAAGCGCAAGCCGACUGCGGGCACGACCGAGGACGAGACCACGGAGGUGACGGAGGUGACGGAAGUAACUACUGAGACGGUUGUAGUGACCGAGGAAGUGCCAGCUACUACGGAGGAGACGACCGAGGUGACGGAAGUGACCACUGAGACGUUCGAUAUCACGGAAGUGAAACCCGAAGAGACGACGGAAGUGAUCGAAGUGACGGAAGUGACCACCACCGAGACGACCGAGGAAACCGUGGACGAGACCGAUGUGAAGGAGGGCAAGAAGCCCAAGUCGAAGAAAAACCGCAAGCCGAAGCGCAAGCCGACUGCGGGCACGACCGAGGACGAGACCACGGAGGUGACGGAGGUGACGGAAGUGACUACUGAGACGGUUGUAGUGACCGAGGAAGUGCCAGCUACUACGGAGGAGACGACCGAGGUGACGGAAGUGACCACCGAGACGUUCGAUAUCACGGAAGUGAAACCCGAAGAGACGACGGAAGUGAUCGAAGUGACGGAAGUGACCACCACCGAGACGACCGAGGAGACCGUGGACGAGACCGAUGUGAAGGAGGGCAAGAAGCCCAAUGACCGAGGAAGUGCCAGCCACUACGGAGGAGACGACCGAGGUGACGGAAGUGACCACCAUGAGACGUUCGAUAUCACGGAAGUGAAACCCGAAGAGACGACGGAAGUGAUCGAAGUGACGGAAGUGACCACCACCGAGACGACCGAGGAAACCGUGGACGAGACCGAUGUGAAGGAGGGCAAGAAGCCCAAGUCGAAGAAAAACCGCAAGCCGAAGCGCAAGCCGACUGCGGGCACGACCGAGGACGAGACCACGGAGGUGACGGAAGUGACGGAAGUAACUACUGAGACGGUUGUAGUGACCGAGGAAGUGCCAGCCACUACGGAGGAGACGACCGAGGUGACGGAAGUGACCACCGAGACGUUCGAUAUCACGGAAGUGAAACCCGAAGAGACGACGGAAGUGAUCGAAGUGACGGAAGUGACCACCACCGAGACGACCGAGGAAACCGUGGACGAGACCGAUGUGAAGGAGGGCAAGAAGCCCAAGUCGAAGAAAAACCGCAAGCCGAAGCGCAAGCCGACUGCGGGCACGACCGAGGACGAGACCACGGAGGUGACGGAGGUGACGGAAGUGACUACUGAGACGGUUGUAGUGACCGAGGAAGUGCCAGCUACUACGGAGGAGACGACCGAGGUGACGGAAGUGACCACCGAGACGUUCGAUAUCACGGAAGUGAAACCCGAAGAGACGACGGAAGUGAUCGAAGUGACGGAAGUGACCACCACCGAGACGACCGAGGAAACCGUGGACGAGACCGAUGUGAAGGAGGGCAAGAAGCCCAAGUCGAAGAAAAACCGCAAGCCGAAGCGCAAGCCGACUGCGGGCACGACCGAGGACGAGACCACGGAGGUGACGGAAGUGACUACUGAGACGGUUGUAGUGACCGAGGAAGUGCCAGCCACUACGGAGGAGACGACCGAGACGACGGAAGUGAUCGAAGUGACGGAAGUGACCACCACCGAGACGACCGAGGAAACCGUGGACGAGACCGAUGUGAAGGAGGGCAAGAAGCCCAAGUCGAAGAAAAACCGCAAGCCGAAGCGCAAGCCGACUGCGGGCACGACCGAGGACGAGACCACGGAGGUGACGGAGGUGACGGAAGUAACUACUGAGACGGUUGUAGUGACCGAGGAAGUGCCAGCUACUACGGAGGAGACGACCGAGGUGACGGAAGUGACCACCGAGACGUUCGAUAUCACGGAAGUGAAACCCGAAGAGACGACGGAAGUGAUCGAAGUGACGGAAGUGACCACCACCGAGACGACCGAGGAAACCGUGGACGAGACCGAUGUGAAGGAGGGCAAGAAGCCCAAGUCGAAGAAAAACCGCAAGCCGAAGCGCAAGCCGACUGCGGGCACGACCGAGGACGAGACCACGGAGGUGACGGAGGUGACGGAAGUAACUACUGAGACGGUUGUAGUGACCGAGGAAGUGCCAGCUACUACGGAGGAGACGACCGAGGUGACGGAAGUGACCACCGAGACGUUCGAUAUCACGGAAGUGAAACCCGAAGAGACGACGGAAGUGAUCGAAGUGACGGAAGUGACCACCACCGAGACGACCGAGGAAACCGUGGACGAGACCGAUGUGAAGGAGGGCAAGAAGCCCAAGUCGAAGAAAAACCGCAAGCCGAAGCGCAAGCCGACUGCGGGCACGACCGAGGACGAGACCACGGAGGUGACGGAGGUGACGGAAGUAACUACUGAGACGGUUGUAGUGACCGAGGAAGUGCCAGCUACUACGGAGGAGACGACCGAGGUGACGGAAGUGACCACCGAGACGUUCGAUAUCACGGAAGUGAAACCCGAAGAGACGACGGAAGUGAUCGAAGUGACGGAAGUGACCACCACCGAGACGACCGAGGAAACCGUGGACGAGACCGAUGUGAAGGAGGGCAAGAAGCCCAAGUCGAAGAAAAACCGCAAGCCGAAGCGCAAGCCGACUGCGGGCACGACCGAGGACGAGACCACGGAGGUGACGGAGGUGACGGAAGUAACUACUGAGACGGUUGUAGUGACCGAGGAAGUGCCAGCUACUACGGAGGAGACGACCGAGGUGACGGAAGUGACCACCGAGACGUUCGAUAUCACGGAAGUGAAACCCGAAGAGACGACGGAAGUGAUCGAAGUGACGGAAGUGACCACCACCGAGACGACCGAGGAAACCGUGGACGAGACCGAUGUGAAGGAGGGCAAGAAGCCCAAGUCGAAGAAAAACCGCAAGCCGAAGCGCAAGCCGACUGCGGGCACGACCGAGGACGAGACCACGGAGGUGACGGAAGUAACUACUGAGACGGUUGUAGUGACCGAGGAAGUGCCAGCUACUACGGAGGAGACGACCGAGGUGACGGAAGUGACCACCGAGACGUUCGAUAUCACGGAAGUGAAACCCGAAGAGACGACGGAAGUGAUCGAAGUGACGGAAGUGACCACCACCGAGACGACCGAGGAAACCGUGGACGAGACCGAUGUGAAGGAGGGCAAGAAGCCCAAGUCGAAGAAAAACCGCAAGCCGAAGCGCAAGCCGACUGCGGGCACGACCGAGGACGAGACCACGGAGGUGACGGAAGUAACUACUGAGACGGUUGUAGUGACCGAGGAAGUGCCAGCCACUACGGAGGAGACGACCGAGACGACGGAAGUGAUCGAAGUGACGGAAGUGACCACCACCGAGACGACCGAGGAAACCGUGGACGAGACCGAUGUGAAGGAGGGCAAGAAGCCCAAGUCGAAGAAAAACCGCAAGCCGAAGCGCAAGCCGACUGCGGGCACGACCGAGGACGAGACCACGGAGGUGACGGAAGUAACUACUGAGACGGUUGUAGUGACCGAGGAAGUGCCAGCUACUACGGAGGAGACGACCGAGGUGACGGAAGUGACCACCGAGACGUUCGAUAUCACGGAAGUGAAACCCGAAGAGACGACGGAAGUGAUCGAAGUGACGGAAGUGACCACCACCGAGACGACCGAGGAAACCGUGGACGAGACCGAUGUGAAGGAGGGCAAGAAGCCCAAGUCGAAGAAAAACCGCAAGCCGAAGCGCAAGCCGACUGCGGGCACGACCGAGGACGAGACCACGGAGGUGACGGAGGUGACGGAAGUAACUACUGAGACGGUUGUAGUGACCGAGGAAGUGCCAGCUACUACGGAGGAGACGACCGAGGUGACGGAAGUGACCACCGAGACGUUCGAUAUCACGGAAGUGAAACCCGAAGAGACGACGGAAGUGAUCGAAGUGACGGAAGUGACCACCACCGAGACGACCGAGGAGACCGUGGACGAGACCGAUGUGAAGGAGGGCAAGAAGCCCAAGUCGAAGAAAAACCGCAAGCCGAAGCGCAAGCCGACUGCGGGCACGACCGAGGACGAGACCACGGAGGUGACGGAGGUGACGGAAGUAACUACUGAGACGGUUGUAGUGACCGAGGAAGUGCCAGCUACUACGGAGGAGACGACCGAGGUGACGGAAGUGACCACCGAGACGUUCGAUAUCACGGAAGUGAAACCCGAAGAGACGACGGAAGUGAUCGAAGUGACGGAAGUGACCACCACCGAGACGACCGAGGAAACCGUGGACGAGACCGAUGUGAAGGAGGGCAAGAAGCCCAAGUCGAAGAAAAACCGCAAGCCGAAGCGCAAGCCGACUGCGGGCACGACCGAGGACGAGACCACGGAGGUGACGGAGGUGACGGAAGUAACUACUGAGACGGUUGUAGUGACCGAGGAAGUGCCAGCUACUACGGAGGAGACGACCGAGGUGACGGAAGUGACCACCGAGACGUUCGAUAUCACGGAAGUGAAACCCGAAGAGACGACGGAAGUGAUCGAAGUGACGGAAGUGACCACCACCGAGACGACCGAGGAAACCGUGGACGAGACCGAUGUGAAGGAGGGCAAGAAGCCCAAGUCGAAGAAAAACCGCAAGCCGAAGCGCAAGCCGACUGCGGGCACGACCGAGGACGAGACCACGGAGGUGACGGAAGUAACUACUGAGACGGUUGUAGUGACCGAGGAAGUGCCAGCUACUACGGAGGAGACGACCGAGACGACGGAAGUGAUCGAAGUGACGGAAGUGACCACCACCGAGACGACCGAGGAAACCGUGGACGAGACCGAUGUGAAGGAGGGCAAGAAGCCCAAGUCGAAGAAGAACCGCAAGCCGAAGCGCAAGCCGACUGCGGGCACGACCGAGGACGAGACCACGGAGGUGACGGAAGUAACUACUGAGACGGUUGUAGUGACCGAGGAAGUGCCAGCUACUACGGAGGAGACGACCGAGGUGACGGAAGUGACCACCGAGACGUUCGAUAUCACGGAAGUGAAACCCGAAGAGACGACGGAAGUGAUCGAAGUGACGGAAGUGACCACCACCGAGACGACCGAGGAAACCGUGGACGAGACCGAUGUGAAGGAGGGCAAGAAGCCCAAGUCGAAGAAAAACCGCAAGCCGAAGCGCAAGCCGACUGCGGGCACGAUCGAGGACGAGACCACGGAGGUGACGGAAGUGACUACUGAGACGGUUGUAGUGACCGAGGAAGUGCCAGCCACUACGGAGGAGACGACCGAGGUGACGGAAGUGACCACCGAGACGUUCGAUAUCACGGAAGUGAAACCCGAAGAGACGACGGAAGUGAUCGAAGUGACGGAGGUGACCACCACCGAGACGACCGAGGAAACCGUGGACGAGACCGAUGUGAAGGAGGGCAAGAAGCCCAAGUCGAAGAAAAACCGCAAGCCGAAGCGCAAGCCGACUGCGGGCACGACCGAGGACGAGACCACGGAGGUGACGGAGGUGACGGAAGUAACUACUGAGACGGUUGUAGUGACCGAGGAAGUGCCAGCCACUACGGAGGAGACGACCGAGGUGACGGAAGUGACCACCGAGACGUUCGAUAUCACGGAAGUGAAACCCGAAGAGACGACGGAAGUGAUCGAAACGGUUGUAGUGACCGAGGAAGUGCCAGCUACUACGGAGGAGACGACCGAGGUGACGGAAGUGACCACCGAGACGUUCGAUAUCACGGAAGUGAAACCCGAAGAGACGACGGAAGUGAUCGAAGUGACGGAAGUGACCACCACCGAGACGACCGAGGAAACCGUGGACGAGACCGAUGUGAAGGAGGGCAAGAAGCCCAAGUCGAAGAAAAACCGCAAGCCGAAGCGCAAGCCGACUGCGGGCACGACCGAGGACGAGACCACGGAGGUGACGGAAGUGACUACUGAGACGGUUGUAGUGACCGAGGAAGUGCCAGCUACUACGGAGGAGACGACCGAGGUGACGGAAGUGACCACCGAGACGUUCGAUAUCACGGAAGUGAAACCCGAAGAGACGACGGAAGUGAUCGAAGUGACGGAAGUGACUACUACCGAGACGACCGAGGAAACCGUGGACGAGACCGAUGUGAAGGAGGGCAAGAAGCCCAAGUCGAAGAAAAACCGCAAGCCGAAGCGCAAGCCGACUGCGGGCACGACCGAGGACGAGACCACGGAGGAGACGACCGAGGUGACGGAAGUGACCACCGAGACGUUCGAUAUCACGGAAGUGAAACCCGAAGAGACGACGGAAGUGAUCGAAGUGACGGAAGUGACCACCACCGAGACGACCGAGGAAACCGUGGACGAGACCGAUGUGAAGGAGGGCAAGAAGCCCAAGUCGAAGAAGAACCGCAAGCCGAAGCGCAAGCCGACUGCGGGCACGACCGAGGACGAGACCACGGAGGUGACGGAGGUGACGGAAGUAACUACUGAGACGGUUGUAGUGACCGAGGAAGUGCCAGCUACUACGGAGGAGACGACCGAGGUGACGGAAGUGACCACCGAGACGUUCGAUAUCACGGAAGUGACCACCACCGAGACGACCGAGGAAACCGUGGACGAGACCGAUGUGAAGGAGGGCAAGAAGCCCAAGUCGAAGAAAAACCGCAAGCCGAAGCGCAAGCCGACUGCGGGCACGACCGAGGACGAGACCACGGAGGUGACGGAAGUGACUACUGAGACGGUUGUAGUGACCGAGGAAGUGCCAGCUACUACGGAGGAGACGACCGAGGUGACGGAAGUGACCACCGAGACGUUCGAUAUCACGGAAGUGAAACCCGAAGAGACGACGGAAGUGAUCGAAGAGGGCAAGAAGCCCAAGUCGAAGAAGAACCGCAAGCCGAAGCGCAAGCCGACUGCGGGCACGACCGAGGACGAGACCACGGAGGUGACGGAGGUGACGGAAGUGACUACUGAGACGGUUGUAGUGACCGAGGAAGUGCCAGCUACUACGGAGGAGACGACCGAGGUGACGGAAGUGACCACCGAGACGUUCGAUAUCACGGAAGUGACCACCACCGAGACGACCGAGGAAACCGUGGACGAGACCGAUGUGAAGGAGGGCAAGAAGCCCAAGUCGAAGAAAAACCGCAAGCCGAAGCGCAAGCCGACUGCGGGCACGACCGAGGACGAGACCACGGAGGUGACGGAAGUGACGGAAGUAACUACUGAGACGGUUGUAGUGACCGAGGAAGUGCCAGCUACUACGGAGGAGACGACCGAGGUGACGGAAGUGACCACCGAGACGUUCGAUAUCACGGAAGUGAAACCCGAAGAGACGACGGAAGUGAUCGAAGUGACGGAAGUGACCACCACCGAGACGACCGAGGAAACCGUGGACGAGACCGAUGUGAAGGAGGGCAAGAAGCCCAAGUCGAAGAAAAACCGCAAGCCGAAGCGCAACCCGACUGCGGGCACGACCGAGGACGAGACCACGGAGGUGACGGAGGUGACGGAAGUAACUACUGAGACGGUUGUAGUGACCGAGGAAACCCGCAAGCCGACUGCGGGCACGACCGAGGACGAGACCACGGAGGUGACGGAGGUGACGGAAGUAACUACUGAGACGGUUGUAGUGACCGAGGAAACCGUGGACGAGACCGAUGUGAAGGAGGGCAAGAAGCCCAAGUCGAAGAAAAACCGCAAGCCGAAGCGCAAGCCGACUGCGGGCACGACCGAGGACGAGACCACGGAGGUGACGGAAGUGACUACUGAGACGGUUGUAGUGACCGAGGAAGUACCAGCUACUACGGAGGAGACGACCGAGGUGACGGAAGUGACCACCGAGACGUUCGAUAUCACGGAAGUGAAACCCGAAGAGACGACGGAAGUGAUCGAAGUGACGGAAGUGACCACCACCGAGACGACCGAGGAAACCGUGGACGAGACCGAUGUGAAGGAGGGCAAGAAGCCCAAGUCGAAGAAAAACCGCAAGCCGAAGCGCAAGCCGACUGCGGGCACGAUCGAGGACGAGACCACGGAGGUGACGGAGGUGACGGAAGUAACUACUGAGACGGUUGUAGUGACCGAGGAAGUGCCAGCUACUACGGAGGAGACGACCGAGGUGACGGAAGUGACCACCGAGACGUUCGAUAUCACGGAAGUGAAACCCGAAGAGACGACGGAAGUGAUCGAAGUGACGGAAGUGACUACUACCGAGACGACCGAGGAAACCGUGGACGAGACCGAUGUGAAGGAGGGCAAGAAGCCCAAGUCGAAGAAAAACCGCAAGCCGAAGCACAAGCCGACUGCGGGCACGACCGAGGACGAGACCACGGAGGUGACGGAGGUGACGGAAGUAACUACUGAGACGGUUGUAGUGACCGAGGAAGUGCCAGCCACUAGGGAGGAGACGACCGAGGUGACGGAAGUGACCACCGAGACGUUCGAUAUCACGGAAGUGAAACCCGAAGAGACGACGGAAGUGAUCGAAGUGACGGAAGUGACCACCACCGAGACGACCGAGGAAACCGUGGACGAGACCGAUGUGAAGGAGGGCAAGAAGCCCAAGUCGAAGAAAAACCGCAAGCCGAAGCGCAAGCCGACUGCGGGCACGACCGAGGACGAGACCACGGAGGUGACGGAAGUGACUACUGAGACGGUUGUAGUGACCGAGGAAGUGCCAGCUACUACGGAGGAGACGACCGAGGUGACGGAAGUGACCACCGAGACGUUCGAUAUCACGGAAGUGAAGCUCGAAGAGACGACGGAAGUGGCUACUGAGAGAAUUAUUGUGACUGAGGAAGUGACAGAUGAGACGAGCACAUCUGUGGAGAUGGAGACGCGCGAGGAGAUCGAGGACAGUAGCGCCACGACUUCGAGGACGUCCGUGUCAGACGCGACUCUUGUUAGCUCUACUACGACGGAAGAGAUGGAUGAGGACGGCUCUGCUGGCGCCACGGUGAAGACCGAGGUGUUCCGCACGACGGGAGCGAACGGAAGCAUUAUCACCAAGACGACAACGACGGAGACGCAGACGGUGACAGGUGAGACGAGCACAUCUGUGGAGAUGGAGACGCGCGAAGAAGAAGAUGAAGGUGUUGUUAAUGUCAUUCGCGCUGGUGGUAAUAAAGGUACGGAAGGUGGCAAGUGUAAUGCGACUGAGUCAAACUGGGAGAAAAUGGCCACUGGAGUAUCCGCCCAAAGAACAGGCAAAGAUUCUGCUUGGUCGCAGAUGAAGCGGCGCCGUCUCGUGAAGACUUGGCUUCCUGAGUUUGUGUCCUAUGUGCAGCGUCGUGGACGAAAUUUGUCGAAAACCACGCCGAGGAAGGAACUGCUGAUCUUUGCUCGUGACUUUUGCGACCAAAACUUUGUUCGCUUCGAGGAUGGAUUCUUCAACACGGGCACUUACGAAGAAAAGCGAAUCACAUGGACUAUUGCGCGCUCUCUGUCCUUUCACUACCCUGGUGUCGCUGUGCAACAGCUAGGCCUCGGUGUAGGAGCGUUCCAGCGGACGCUACUGAUAGACGAGGUGUGCCGAACCCGCACUGGUCCCGAUGGUGCUCGGAUGGCCGAAGUCGAGUUCGUGCUGUCGGCGCUUCAGGUUGUGCCGAAAAAGUGUGCGUACUACGAAGAUGUUUUGAUUCUGGAGAAUGGUGAAGUGCUAUUCCACGGCACUGGUGAAGCUCUGGUCAUAUAUUUCCAGGAACUCGGCUUCGUAUGUGCUCCAGGUGUGAAUGUGUCCGACUACUUGCUUAACCUGACUGAAGAGCAGCAGAAGUACCACCAGGUCACCAUGAUUCAAGGUUUCAACAAUCAACGUCAGUUGCGUCGGAGCCGCAUGUUCUCUGGAAUGUUGAAGUUCGCCGACGAUAUGGUACUCGUUACAGGGGCUCCCGGUGCCGGACGCCCGUCACGGACUAACACACCAAUUAGUAGUCCUGCGCGUAGCAGUGAUACAGCCAGACUGAGUAUGGCGUACUCACCUCCUCGACGUCGACUGACACACCGAUUCGCUCAGGGGUCUCCGGCAAAAUCGCCACUCAGAAUGUCGAUGCGCUCCGCAGCGCAAUUUGAGUCGUUGCCGUCAAGCAACGCGACAAAAGACCUGAAGAUCACGGCGUACUCGUCGCCAGAAAUGGGCAAAGUGACCAAGCCGUUGAGCAGCGCAGAUGCGACAACGACGACGUCGUACUCAUCAUUGCCCGUCCCUACCGGCUCAACCACGACGCGGAAGAUUGCCAUUGAAGACGACUUGACUGUGAUCACAACGGAGAUCAUAUCACCCCGUGGUACGAAGCGAAUGUCUACUACACGUCAGCCUACCAAGAACAGUUCCAACAUCACUCCAUCGUAA